UGAAAAAAAUCUCUACCAAUUAGCUACUAAUAUGAUCCUAUCUCAGCUUAAAACACAUAUUAGUUCUAGGGCUAGUUACUUGUUCCUUGCAGAUUACAAAGACAUCAUGCAAUAUCGUGAUAUGAAAAGACAAGAGUUUAAUAGGAUUCAAUGGAAUGAUUUAGCAGUUACUCCAAGUAUAAAAGUUAUAGAUAAACAGAAUGAGGAGCGUCAAGCUGAAAGAGAUUUUUAA
Molecule: messenger RNA, 232 nt
Organism: Funneliformis geosporum
Lineage: Eukaryota; Fungi; Glomeromycota; Glomeromycetes; Glomerales; Glomeraceae
Source: the annotation of a GenBank genome assembly